AUGCCGGAUCAGAUAUCGGUAUCCGAGUUCCUCUCGGAGACCACCGAGGAUUACAAUUCGCCCACCACGUCCAGCUUCACCACCCGGCUGCAAAGCUGCAGGAACACCGUCAACGUUCUGGAGGAGGCAUUGGAUCAGGACAGGACUUCGCUGCAGAAGGUGAAGAAAUCCGUCAAGGCCAUCUACAAUUCGGGACAAGAUCACGUCCAAAAUGAGGAAAACUACGCCCAGGCUCUGGACAAAUUCGGCAGCAACUUCAUCAGCCGGGACAAUCCCGACCUGGGCACGGCCUUCGUCAAGUUUUCCUCACUCACCAAAGAGCUGUCGGCCCUACUGAAGAACCUGCUCCAAAGCCUGAGCCACAAUGUGAUCUUCACCUUGGACUCGCUGCUCAAGGGAGACUUGAAGGGCGUGAAAGGGGACAUAAAGAAGCCCUUCGACAAGGCGUGGAAGGACUAUGAAGCCAAAUUCACCAAAAUUGAGAAGGAGAAACGGGAGCACGCCAAGCAACACGGGAUGAUCCGCACUGAGAUCACCGGAGCUGAAAUCGCUGAGGAGAUGGAAAAGGAGCGUCGACUCUUCCAGCUCCAGAUGUGCGAGUACCUCAUCAAAGUGAACGAGAUCAAGACCAAGAAAGGGGUGGAUCUCCUCCAGAACCUGAUUAAGUAUUACCAUGCGCAGUGCAAUUUCUUCCAGGACGGCUUGAAGACAGCCGACAAACUGAAGCAGUACAUCGAGAAGCUAGCAGCCGACCUCUACAACAUCAAACAAACCCAGGACGAAGAAAAGAAGCAGCUAACCGCCUUGCGCGACCUCAUCAAAUCUUCCCUCCAACUGGACCAGAAAGAGUCUAGAAGAGACUCCCAGAGUAAGCAAGGCGGCUACAGCAUGCAUCAGCUACAAGGCAACAAAGAGUUCGGAAGCGAGAAGAAAGGAUACUUGCUGAAGAAGAGCGACGGGCUGAGAAAGGUGUGGCAGCGAAGGCAGUGCUCGGUGAAGGGGGGCAUCCUCACCAUCUCUCACGCCACAUCCAACAGGCAACCUGUGAAACUCAACCUUCUCACCUGCCAAGUGAAACCUAGUGCUGAGGACCGAAAGUGUUUUGACCUCAUUUCUCAUAACCGGACGUAUCAUUUCCAAGCUGAGGACGAGCAAGAAUUUGUCAUCUGGAUUUCAGUGCUGACAAACAGCAAGGAGGAAGCUCUGAAUAUGGCGUUCCGUGGCGAGCAGAGCAGCGGCGGCGAGGACGGCCUGGAGGACUUGACCAAAGCCAUCAUUGAGGACGUGCUGCGCAUGCCGGGCAACGAGCUCUGCUGUGACUGUGGCGCCGCAGAUCCAAAAUGGCUGUCUACCAACUUGGGCAUCCUCACCUGCAUCGAGUGCUCCGGAAUCCACCGGGAAAUGGGCGUGCACAUCUCCCGCAUCCAGUCCAUGGAGCUGGACAAGCUUGGAACUUCAGAACUCUUGCUGGCCAAGAACGUUGGGAACAGCAGCUUCAAUGAAAUCAUGGAAGGGAACCUACCUUCCCCUUCACCUAAGCCCACCCCUUCCAGUGACAUGACGGUGAGGAAGGAGUUCAUUAACGCCAAGUACGUGGACCACAAGUACGCCAGGAAGACGUGCUCGUCGGCGGCCGCCAAGAUGAUCGAGUUGUACGAAGCCGUCAGGUCACGCGACCUGCUGGCACUCAUCCAGGUUUACGCUGAGGGGGUGGAGCUUAUGGAACCGCUGCCAGAGGCGGGGCCGGAAGCAGGCGAAACAGCACUGCACUACUCAGUCCGGACGGCCGACCAGACCUCACUACACCUUGUCGACUUCCUGGUACAAAACAGUGGCAACCUGGACAAGCAGACUGAAUGGGGCAACACGGCCCUCCAUUACUGCUGCAUGUACGAGAAGCCCGAGUGCCUCAAGUUGCUCCUCAGGGGCAAACCGGCCACCGACAUCACUAAUCAGAACGGCGAGACCGCGCUGGACGUCGCCAGGCGUCUGAGGAACGCUCCGUGCGAGGAAGCGUUGGUUCAAGCGGCCGAGGGGAAAUUCAACCCUCACAUCCACGUGGAGUACGAGUGGAGCCUACGCUUGGAGGAAAUGGAUGAAAGCGACGACGACCUGGACGAUAAACCCAGUCCCAUCAAGAAGGACCGGUCGCCACGACCGCAGAGCUUCUGCCACUCGUCCAGCCUGUCGCCGCACGACAAGCUGUCGCUGCCGGGCUUCAUCAGCCAGCGCGACAAGCAGCAGCGUCUCUCCUACAGCGCCUUCACCAACCAGAUGUACAGCGCCUCCACCGACCUCACGUCCUCGCCCGUGGCCGACGGACCCCCGCUGCCGCCUAGGAACCAGGGAAAAGCUCCUCCGACCCCGUGCAGCCCCACCUCUCCACUCUCGGCGGGAGGCAGCGCCACCCUGUCCAAGAAGAGGCCGCCGCCCCCGCCGCCCGGCCACAAACGCACCCUGUCCGACCCGCCCAGCCCGCUCUGUCACGGCAGAGGCGGCCUGUCCGGGGGAAGCGACUCCACGCCGCCUCCUGUCAACAAGAUGUCGCCCGUCUCCAACAAGUUUGAAGGCAUUCCGCAGCAGCAAAGUACGACUUCAAGCAACACAAAGUCCACACUUGGUCCAAGGGUUCUUCCCAAACUACCUCAGAAAGUGGCAUUGCGCAAGAUCGACACCAUCCACCACCCCUCGGUGGACAAAGCCGGCCUCCCUCCGGAGGUCUUCCAGAAGUCGCCGCCGGGCACGGACGGCCCGCAGAAGGCAGCAGCCCCGGAGCGGCCCCAGCCGGGCGACCCGCCCCCCAAGCCCCAGCCGUCCGAGCUGCCCCCCAAGCCGGGGGAGCUCCCGCCCAAGCCGCAGCUGUCAGAGCUGCCGCCUAAACCGCUGCUGGGCGACCUGCCGCCCAAACCGCAGCUCAAAGACCUGCCGCCCAAGCCGCACCUAGGCGAAGCGCCGCCCAGGCCAGGGCCCAGCGAGUCGGCACCGCGCCCGCCGGGGGAGGCGCCGGCCAGGCCUCAGACGCAGCCGCCACCGCCGCCGUCUCAACCGCAGCCGCCGGACUCGCCUUCGCCUGGUCUGCCAGGGCCCCCGCCUCCGCUCCAACAAGUGGCCGAGGACUCUGACGGGACGCCGCCCGGGACGUCUGAGACCCCCGUGCCCCUCCCCAGGAAAAUCAAUGCGGGUAAAAGCAAGGCGCGUCGCGUGAAGACCAUCUACGACUGCCAAGCGGACAACGACGACGAACUAACCUUCGCCGAGGGCGAGGUCAUCAUCGUCACGGGCGAGGAGGACCAGGAGUGGUGGAUCGGUCACAUUGAAGGCGAACCCGACCGCAAGGGCGUGUUCCCCAUGUCCUUCGUGCACAUCCUCAGCGACUGA
Molecule: messenger RNA, 3378 nt
Organism: Nerophis lumbriciformis (worm pipefish)
Lineage: Eukaryota; Metazoa; Chordata; Actinopteri; Syngnathiformes; Syngnathidae
Source: RefSeq, a predicted model, not a curated record